This is a messenger RNA of Phytophthora infestans T30-4, 431 nucleotides long. RefSeq names its product protein enhancer of rudimentary. NCBI's taxonomy places the organism in Eukaryota, Oomycota, Peronosporomycetes, Peronosporales, Peronosporaceae. Bases 128 to 346 code for a protein of 72 amino acids. The transcript has 2 exons. The record is from RefSeq and is a predicted model, not a curated record.
GGAAAGAAGGAGGAGGGCUCAAACGAUGGCGGAGUUCCGACAGGCCAAGCAUACCAUCAUUCUGGUGCAGUACACGCGCGAUCCGAACUCGCGCACGUAUCUGGACUUUGAGUCGGUGAACGGCGGCAUGGACGGCGUGGUCAAGAUGUACGAGGCCAAGCUCAAGCAGCUGAAUCCGAGCAUGAAGAAUAUUACGUACGAUAUUCAGGACCUGUACACGUACAUUGACUCGCUCACGGACCUCAGCGCGCUUGUGUUGGACCUCGAAACCAAGACGUAUCUGCCCUGUGGCAAGGAGUGGAUCAAGAAAAAAGUCUUCCAGGUGCUUAAGAACCAGGCCGGCUAACCUAUCCAUCGCUGAAUCCAAGUAAGACAAGACGGGCGCUGUAUUUGCCGUUAAUAUGACAUUACAAAACACUGAGAGCGCGGGA